Messenger RNA from Sarcophilus harrisii (Tasmanian devil), 4518 nucleotides. It is a transcript of the gene TNFAIP3, whose product is annotated as TNF alpha induced protein 3. Gene Ontology annotation, biological process: protein K29-linked deubiquitination; protein deubiquitination involved in ubiquitin-dependent protein catabolic process; protein K33-linked deubiquitination. Gene Ontology annotation, cellular component: cytoplasm; nucleus. Bases 450 to 2828 code for a protein of 792 amino acids. The transcript is spliced from 9 exons. Gene Ontology annotation, molecular function: K63-linked polyubiquitin modification-dependent protein binding; DNA binding; cysteine-type deubiquitinase activity. NCBI's taxonomy places the organism in Eukaryota, Metazoa, Chordata, Mammalia, Dasyuromorphia, Dasyuridae. The record is from RefSeq and is a predicted model, not a curated record.
GCCGCCGCUGGGCGUCACAGUCACAUGUCGGAAAGUCCCAGAGCCUAGCUGGAAAUCCCCGGGCUGAUAUUACCCGGCCUAAAAGAAAGGAAAAAAGAGAACUUGCGCAGUCGUUUGCUUCAAGUUCUAGGAUCUAGGAUUGGAGCUUGCGGGGGUGGAGCAGCUAGGAGAGUAGCCCAGCGGUGGUGGAGAGUCAUCUCCAGGAGAAACACUAGCAGCUGCUUCCAGCAAAAACAGCAACAGCAGCAGCUCAGCCCAGGGACCCAGGCCGGCCCGCUGGGACUCCCGCAGCCUUGCAGUGAGAGCCAGCCAGUUACCCCGAGGCUGCCCAUGGAGCGUCCCACCGUCCGUGCCCCUACGUCUGUACCCACUCGUCUCGUGCAUUGAUUAGGGAUUUUAGCAUUUCGUUGGACGCUCACUCCUGCUUCGCAAAGGUACUCUACAACAACAUGGCUGAACAGCAGGUUCUCCCUCAGGCUUUAUAUCUCAGCAACAUGCGAAAAGCUGUGAAGAUAAGAGAAAGAACUCCUGAAGAUAUCAUCAAGCCUACCAAUGGGAUAAUUUAUCACUUUAAGACCAUGCACAGAUAUACAAUGGAGAUGUUCAGGACUUGCCAGUUUUGUCCUCAAUUCCGGGAGUUUAUCCUUGUUGCUCUAAUUGACAGAAGCAUCCAAAAUUCACUAGAAAACCAGAGAAAGCUCAACUGGUGCCGUGAAGUCAGAAAGCUUGUGGCUCUAAAAACAAAUGGUGAUGGGAAUUGCCUCAUGCAUGCUACCUCUCAGUACAUGUGGGGUGUUCAAGACACUGACUUGGUCUUGAGGAAGGCACUAUACAGCACUCUGAAAGAAACCGACAUCCGCAACUUCAAAUUCCGUUGGCAGCUGGAGUCUCUGAAAUCCCAAGAAUUUGUGGAAACAGGCCUCCGUUAUGACACCAGGAAUUGGAAUGAGGAGUGGGACAAUCUUAUCAAAAUGGCAUCCACAGAUACAUCUGUGGCCCGGGGUGGACUUCAGUAUCAUUCACUUGAAGAAAUCCAUGUAUUUGUUCUUUCUAACAUCCUCAGAAGGCCAAUUAUUAUUAUUGCAGACAAAAUGCUGAGAAGCUUAGAAUCUGGUUCCAAUUUUGCUCCUUUGAAAGUUGGUGGAAUAUAUUUGCCUCUCCAUUGGCCUGCCCAGGAAUGUUAUAGAUAUCCCAUCGUCCUUGGUUAUGACAGUCAGCACUUUGCACCACUUGUUACUCUAAAGAACAGCGGACCAGAAAUCAGAGCUGUUCCACUUGUUCACAGAGAAAAAGGAAGGUUUGAGGACUUGAAAGUUCAUUUCCUAACAGAGCCAGAAGCAGAGAUGAAGGAGAAGUUACUGAAAGAGUACUUGACUGUGGUAGAAAUCCCUGUGCAAGGCUGGGACCAUGGGACAAUUCAUUUAAUCAAUGCUGCAAAGUUGGAUGAAGCUAACUUACCCAAAGAGAUCAAUCUGGUAGAAGACUACUUUGAGCUUGUUCAGCACGAAUAUAAGAAAUGGCAAGAGAACACUGAACUGAAUCAUGGAGAAGCCCAUGCUAGGAAUGGGCUAGAACCCCACCUGCCCCAGUUUUCCCUCAUGGAAGUCAAAUGUGAAACCCCAAAUUGUCCUUUCUUCAUGUCCGUAAACACACAGCCUUUUUGCCAUGAAUGCUUUGAAAGGCGGCAAAAUACACAAAAUAAACCCAGAAAACAGAACUCUAAACCAGGGGUGGAGAAACUCAAGGGGAUAGGACUUGGUGAAGCUUGUGAACCCACAGGGUGGAAGCCUGAGGAAUUGCCAGCAAUGGGGCCUCACUCUGCACCCCCAACUGCUCCCAGCCUCUUUCUAUUUAGUGAAACAACCGCCAUGAAAUGCAAAAACCCUGGAUGUCCCUUCACCUUGAAUGUGCAACAUAAUGGCUUCUGUGAACGGUGCCAUAAUACUCGGCAACUCAAUCCUGGCUGUGACCUAAGCAACCAUCGCCAUUUGGAUACUGGGAAGUGCCAGGCCUGUCAUCAGGAUGUCACCAGGACCUUUAAUGGGAUUUGUAGUACUUGCUUCAAAAGGACUACAGAGUCUUCCCCUAUCACCAGCUCCAGUUUUCCUCCUUCCUGCCAUCAGAGAUCAUUCUCUGAUCCCUCGCAGCUGAGCCAGAGUAUCCAUCAACAUCCUUGCCACAGAACUGGUCAUGAGGCCGCUUCUGGGACCAUCUCCCAGUCUGGGCGAAACCUGGAGAACAGGACUGGAACCAGUAAAUGCCGAAAAGCUGGCUGCAUGUACUUUGGGACACCGGAAAACCAAGGCUUUUGCACUCUGUGUUUUAUCGAAUAUCGAGAAAAUAAACGUGACCUCCCUGCUUCUGGUCAGACUGAUCCUUCAGCCUCCAGGUUCCAGAAUGCCAUUCCUUGUCUAGGGAGAGAAUGUGGCACCCUAGGCAGUACCUUGUUUGAGGGAUACUGUCAGAAAUGUUUCAUUGAAGCCCAGAACCUGAGAUUUCGUGAAGCGAAAAGGACUGAAGAACAGCUGGUGAGACAAUCAGAGAGAUCCAACCAGUGCCGGGACAUUCAGCGAACAAUCCAGAGCUCUCAGAGAAAAAAAUGUGCAAAAGCAACAUGUAAGAACUUUGUGGCCCACAGAGGGGAAGAACUGUGUCCAGAGUGCCAGCGACAUAACCAGCGACUGGGGCCUGGCAUCCCUAGGGGAGAGCCCAUUAAGGAAGAGGUGCCUAAGCAACGUUGCCGAGCCCCAGCCUGUGAUCACUUUGGCAAUACCAAGUGUAAUGGGUACUGCAAUGAAUGCUAUCAGUUCAAACAGCUAUAUGGCUAACCAGAAAGAGCAGGACCACCUCCCAGAUGUGAAAGAGUAUUUUUUUUUUUUUUGGCCAAAAUGGUGCUACCUUGUGUACAUUUGGCUGUUUCACUGGGGCUUGCCCCUAGAAUCAGGUUUUAGCAUAUAGAGUAGGCUUUUAACCGGGGAUCUGGCAGCAACAAUGUUCACCUGAGGAACAGUGAGUCCUAGGGCAUCUCUAGAAAAACUUACCUCUUGCCCUAAGAUAUAAAGUCUUGUGUUUGGCAGUUGUUGCUUUCAAGGAUCAUCUCAAGGUCACUCCCUCUCUAUGAGUUCAUCUACAUUCUAACAUCUGGAGACAUGGAGAAAUCUGGAAUGCCCGCUGUACCAGGACACAAAACUUGUAUUUUUGGGUGCGAAUACCUCUUUCUCACCUUGUGAGCUCUGUCUGAUGUCAGAGGGCAAAGAUACAUAUUGGAAGGCACACAGAAUGAUGAACCCCUUUUUGCCUUAACUCCCAGCUCAGGAUGUCUCAUGGACACAGGGCUUGGAAUCAGGAAAACUCUUUUCUGAGUUCAGUCCAUAUUCAGAUACUUGCCAGCUGUGUACCUUAUUUGCUUUCAUUUCCUCAUCUGUCUAAUGUGCUGGAGAAGGAAAUGGGCAGACUAUUUCAGUAUGUUUGCUAAGAAAACCCCCAGUGGGGUCAUGGAGAGUUGGACAUGACUACAUAACAACAGUAUGUCUCCUGGAUGUGAACCUGGAUUCUCCUGGUGAGGAAAAUCUUCCAAGGGAUGCUCAAGCAAGCUCAGGGGGGAAAUGUCUAAAAGGAGAGACCGGAGUAUGACAGUAUUCUUUUAUCUGCUGGUUCCUUUCCCAUGGGACAUGACAGAAGCAGACCUGUUCAUGGAUUCUGAAAUCCAUCAUUCAAUAGCUGCUGAAUCUAAGUGACAAGGAAAAGUCAGCACUGAAAAAACAAGCUGCUCUUUUUUCCCUUAAUAUGCACCUUUCAAAAGACAGAACUUUGGGGGGAAGGGGAUAUGACAUAACCGUUUUUAUUUAUCUGCUGUCCUCAUCUUUAAAAGCAAAUGACAUGAUCUGAAGUGUGAAUGUCAAUUGUGUACAUAUAUAAUUAACUUGGGAUCAUAUAUCUAGAUCUGGAAAAGACCUCAGAGGUGACCUAAUCCAACUCUUUGAUUAUACACAUGUGGAAACUGAGUUCCAGAGACUCAAAAUUAGAUAAGAAGUAUAAAAAGCAAGAUUUGGACUUACAUCCUCUGACUCCAGAGCUAGUCAUAUGUCCUUAUAUUAUAUAUGAGGGAUUAUUUUAUAAUUGAAUUAUAUAUUAACCUAGUGAUAGAACAGAAAAAAAAAUAUGUAAUAACCUGUUUUUUUGGUUGUCGUUUGGGCACAACGUGCACAGCUUGUAAAAAAAAAAAAAAAAACCAGACUUGCUACCUUUUUCCAAAGGAGUAAAAACUAAGAUUAUUCUUUAUAAUUGUUGAUAUGUUUUCUUGAGAUUUACCUUAUUUAUUUUAUUAUAAACUUCUUGGUUAUUUAAGUGUACAUUUCUUCUGCUAUUUGUAAAAUAUUAGAGUUUCUUUUUUGAGUUAUACAUUCAUUCCAGUUCACAUUGUGGAGUUUGGAUUAUUCCACUGUGAGAAUGUCUGUCUCUUAAAAACACUUUGAUUUCCUCCUGACAAAAAAGGGGAAUAAAUAAAAAUUAAAUUAA